UACUUGCAAUCAAAUACAUGACCAUGGGGGAUAUGAAGACCCCAGAUUUCGACGACCUUCUUGCAGCGUUUGACAUACCAGACAUGGUUGAUCCAAAAGCAGCUAUUGAGUCUGGGCACGAAGACCACGAAAGCCACAUAAAACAAAAUGCUCAUGCAGAUGAAGAUUCUCAUGUGCCAUCAUCAUCUGAUGUCGGCGUGAGCGUCAUUGUGAAAAACGUGCGUACUAUUGAUUCUUCCGAAGGAGUGGACAAGGACGGCCACCAUUCCACGGGCAAUGGCUUGCAUAACGGCUUUCUGACCUCAUCAGCUCUUGAUAGUUACAGUAAAGAUGAAGGGAAGUCGCUUAAAGAUGACGAGUCAGCUGCUGAGACUACACUGAAGGAUUCAGCUUUCAACCAGUUCAGUCCAAUAUCAAGUGCUGAAGAAUUUGAUGAUGAUGAAAAAAUUGAGGUGGAUGACCCCCCGGACAAAGAGGAGAUGCGGGCGAGUUUCAGAGCAAAUGUCUUGGCAGGAGCUGUGUCUCAGCCGGGAUAUGACAAACUGAAGUCACUGGGAGGGGAGAACCUGAUGAAAUCCGGCAUCUCAGUUUCAAGUAGUAUAGAUAAAAACAAAGUUUCUAAACGAGAGACAGAGGCAAACUCCGUGAAUUUAAGUGUCUAUGAGCCUUUUAAAUCUCGAAAAAUGGAGGACAAAUUGCUAAAAGAUAAUUCCGAGAAGCUUCUUGAAAACAGGGUACUUGAUGGAAAACUGAGUACUGAAAAAAGCGAAACAAAUCUUGCCAGCGUUUCACAGUCCAAAGCAAAGUCAUCAGCAAAGCUUUCUUCGUGCAUUGCUGCGAUCGCGGCGCUGAGUGCUAAAAAGGCAGCUACAGAUAGUGGCAAAGAUUUACAGUCGAAUUCAGGAGAAUCCUCUCCGCUACCCAAAGACGUGAGUGAAAGUCCCCGGGCGACUGAGAAAUCACCUGAAUCUCAGAGUCUCGUUGACGGUGCUAAAAAGGCAUCUGCCAAACCUCCUGAUAGUCCCAGAAGCGUGUCAAGUGAAAACAGUAGCAAAGGGUCGCCGUCUUCUCCCGCGGGGUCAACACCAGCAAUUCCGAAAGUUCGCAUAAAAACCAUCAAGACUUCUUCUGGGGAGAUCAAGAGAACUGUUACUAGAGUGUUGCCGGAAGUUGAUCUGGACUCCGGCAAAAAGCCAGAGCAGACAGCUUCUAUGGUGACUUCCGUGACAUCGCUCCUGUCCUCGCCAGCCGCCGCUGCUGUUCUUUCCUCUCCUCCUCGAGCUCCUCUCCAGUCCGCAGUUGUCACCAACGCAAUUGCACCUGCAGAACUUGCCCCCAAACAGGUCACUAUCAAACCUGUGGCCACCGCCUUUCUCCCUGUUUCAGCGGUUAAGACGGCGGGUUCCCAAGUCAUUAAUUUGAAGCUCGCUAACAAUACGACGGUGAAGGCCACGGUCAUAUCUGCUGCUUCGGUGCAGAGCGCCAGCAGCGCCAUUAUCAAAGCUGCCAACGCCAUCCAGCAGCAGACCGUCGUGGUGCCAGCCUCCAGCCUUGCCAGCGCUAAACUCGUGCCAAAGACAGUCCAUCUCGCCAACCUUAACCUUCUGCCUCAAGGUGCUCAAACCACCUCGGAACUCCGCCAAGUGCUAACGAAACCCCAGCAACAAAUCAAGCAGGCAAUAAUUUCUGCGGCGGCCUCGCAGCCUUCUAAAAAAGUGUCUCGAGUCCAGGUGGUGUCGUCUCUACAAAGCUCCGUAGUGGAAGCGUUCAAUAAGGUGCUGAGCAGCGUCAAUCCCGUGCCCGUUUACAUCCCAAACCUCAGUCCCCCAGCCAGUGCCGGGAUAACGCUGCCAACGCGAGGUUACAAGUGUUUGGAGUGUGGAGACUCCUUUGCUCUUGAGAAGAGCCUGACCCAGCAUUAUGACAGAAGGAGCGUGCGAAUCGAAGUGACGUGUAACCAUUGCACAAAGAAUUUAGUUUUCUACAAUAAAUGCAGCCUUCUGUCCCACGCACGCGGGCACAAGGAGAAGGGAGUUGUAAUGCAGUGCUCGCACCUGAUCUUAAAGCCAGUCCCAGCAGAUCAAAUGAUAGCAUCUCCUUCGAGCAAUACUGUGGCGUCCAUGCUCCAGAGCCCUGGAGGAGCUGGCACACACGCUGUGACAAAGAUCCAGUCUGGCAUAACUGGGACAGUGAUAUCGGCCCCAGCCAGUACGCCCGUCGUCCCGGCUAUGCCGCUGGACGAAGAUCCGUCGAAACUCUGUAGGCAUAGUCUAAAGUGUUUGGAGUGUAACGAAGUUUUCCAAGACGAGACAUCUCUUGCAACUCAUUUCCAGCAGGCUGCAGACACAAGCGGACAAAAGACAUGCAAUAUCUGCCAGAUGCUGCUUCCUAACCAGUGCAGUUUUGCAUCACACCAGAGAAUUCAUCAGCAUAAAUCUCCAUACACGUGUCCUGAAUGUGGAGCAAUCUGCAGAUCUGUCCACUUCCAGACUCAUGUCACUAAGAACUGCCUGCAUUAUACCCGAAGAGUUGGUUUUCGCUGCGUGCACUGCAACGUCGUGUACUCUGACGUGGCGGCACUCAAGUCUCACAUUCAAGGUUGUCACUGUGAAGUCUUUUACAAGUGUCCUAUCUGUCCUAUGGCAUUUAAAUCUGCUCCCAGCACACACUCCCAUGCCUACACACAACACCCGGGUAUCAAGAUAGGCGAACCAAAAAUAAUAUAUAAAUGCUCUAUGUGUGACACUGUGUUUACUCUACAACCUUUGCUCUAUCGCCACUUUGAUCAGCACAUUGAAAACCAGAAGGUGUCUGUUUUCAAGUGUCCAGACUGUUCUCUUCUGUAUGCACAGAAACAGCUUAUGAUGGAUCACAUCAAGUCAAUGCAUGGAACUUUGAAAAGUGUUGAGGGGCCGCCAAACCUGGGGAUAAACCUGCCUCUCGGUACUAAACCCACAACUCAGAACUCAGCCAGUCACAACAAAGAGGACACAAAAUCUGUCAACGGCACAGAAAAGUUGGAGAAGAAAUCUCCUUCUCCCAUAAAGAAAGCAGAGCCUAAAAAAGUUGCUAACCCUGGCUGGACGUGUUGGGAGUGUGAUAGGCUCUUCACUCAGAGAGACGUUUACAUCUCUCACAUGAGGAAAGAACAUGGAAAGCAAAUGAAGAAACAUCCAUGUCGACAAUGUGACAAAUCUUUCAGUUCAUCCCAUAGUUUGUGUCGUCACAAUCGUAUCAAGCACAAAGGCAUUAGGAAGGUUUAUACGUGCUCGCACUGCCCGGAUUCAAGACGUACUUUUACCAAGCGGUUGAUGUUGGAAAAACACAUUCAGCUGAUGCAUGGCAUUAAAGACCCUGAUGUGAAAGAAAUGACUGAAUCAACCCACAUGGAAGAAAGGGAAGUAAAAGAAGACACAAAGGUCCCCAGUCCAAAGCGUAAACUGGAAGAACCCGUCCUGGAGUUCAGGCCUCCACGAGGCGCAAUCACUCAACCGUUGAAGAAGCUGAAGAUCAACGUCUUCAAAGUUCACAAGUGUGCUGUUUGUGGCUUCACGACAGAAAAUCUCCUCCAGUUUCACGAACACAUUCCUCAGCAUAAAUCUGACGGCUCUUCGUACCAGUGCAGGGAGUGCGGACUCUGCUACACAUCUCACGUGUCCCUCUCCAGACACCUCUUCAUCGUCCAUAAGCUGAAGGAGCCUCAGCCAGUAUCCAAACAGAACGGCUCCGGGGAGGAUAAUCAGCAGGAGAACAAACCCAGUCACGAGGACGGGUCGUCUGACGGCGCGGCAUCCGACAGGAGGUGCAAAGUGUGCGCAAAGACUUUUGAAACGGAAGCGGCCUUAAACACUCACAUGAGAACACAUGGCAUGGCCUUCAUUAAGUCCAAAAGGAUGAGCUCAGCUGAAAAGUGAUCAGAGUUUUUGGGACACAGAAAUCUCUCUCCGCAUUGGAACACUAAAUGACAUUUUUGCUACAGAAAGUUCACGGUAUAAUAGUGUUAAGAGUACUGUUCAGGCUGUUGCAAUAUAUUCUGCAUAAAAGUGUCCCCCUCACCUCAUUGUCUAUGCCCUCGAAACCAUUGAAGCAGUAUUUGAGUUGAAAAGAGUUUGUAUAUAUUUAAUAACUUUUAUACUCUUUGUUAUGUGUUUGUAUCUGUAUCUAGUGGAAAAUUUUGGUUUUUUUCUGUUUUGUUUCUGUUUUUUUCUAGUAAGUUUCUUUAAAACAGAGCUCUGAAGGCUGGGGCAGUUCCUUAGAUUCUCUUAAACUGUUUCUUACUUGCUGGCUUCUGGGAGAGAGCUUCGCCAGUGGAGGUGCGGCAGAAGGCGGUGCUUGGACCAGAGAGGGGAGGGGAAGCAAGCGAAGGUGAGAUUUUAAAUUCUAAGAACUUGUGCUUCUAAAUGCCUAAGGAAGCUUUUAAACUUU
This is a messenger RNA of Apaloderma vittatum (bar-tailed trogon), 4425 nucleotides long. RefSeq names its product zinc finger protein 532 (gene ZNF532). The transcript has 8 exons. Lineage: Eukaryota; Metazoa; Chordata; Aves; Trogoniformes; Trogonidae. The coding region runs from base 18 to 3914 and encodes 1298 amino acids. The record is from RefSeq and is a predicted model, not a curated record.